UGGAGACCACCACCCACAGAGCAUCAUCUUACCCGGGCAGAAAUUGAGAGAAUGUGGUUUGAUCUGGCAGCCUACUGGAUUAAUUGCAGAUGACCUGAGCAACAAAGAUGCCACCAGCCAUGAGUUACUAAAGGAAGAGUUGAGGCUACUACCUCUCAACAGCAAGAUGAACGCACUAACACACCAAAAGAAACCAGCUGUUAGAUCUUGUAGUUUGAGUGAUACGGUGCCAAGAAGUCAAACCUUUCACUCCAUAUGCCAAGAGGGAGAUGAAAUUCUUGAAGAUGAGGAAUCACCACAGCAAAGAAGGAUAACUGUUGCGUCGUACAUUCCCAAGUCAAAGGAUCAUGCUGGAGACUGUGCAAUAAAGCAUGAUUUUAAUAGGCACAGAGCCAAAACUCUAGCAGAGUUGAACACAGAGGAGGUCUGCCAAUGGUUUUGUAAUAUUGGGCUACAGAAAUGCCUCCCCUUCAUUAGAGAGGCAGAGCUCAGUGGAUCUCACAUUGCCUCUAUUGACCUCAACACCCUUGAAAUCCUUCAAGUGCCCAAUCUGGAGGAGAGAGAGAGGUUGCUUUCUGCCAUCUACCAUGAGUUACACCCACCAAACUCCACCACCCAGAGACUUGACUCCCUCCUGGAAAGAUUUGGUCCACACAACAUUGAGAAAUUCACAGCGGCUUUGGUGUCUAUGACUAAGUCAAAAUCGUCUCCUCAAGUUAACAGCAUCAGCAUGAAACGAUGUUCAUUCAAAUUUGGGCAAAAAGAGCAGAGCGCUAGAGAUAAAAGAAACUCGCAUCUUAUUGAAAUCACAAUCAACGCGUCAGAUCGAACAGUUCAUCUGAGGACACCUAAAGAGACGAGUGUGGGAAAAGUGAUGGAGUCCUGUCUGAGGAUGCUGGGAAUUCAUGAGGACAAAGAUCAUUUCAACCUGAAAAAGAACAAGAUGAGUUCUCCCCCGAGCAGCAGAUUGGAGAUUUGCCUGGCUCAGAUACAAGACUAA
Xyrauchen texanus (razorback sucker) is the source of this 1000-nucleotide messenger RNA. RefSeq lists its product as uncharacterized. NCBI's taxonomy places the organism in Eukaryota, Metazoa, Chordata, Actinopteri, Cypriniformes, Catostomidae. The coding region runs from base 167 to 1000 and encodes 277 amino acids. The transcript has 10 exons. Gene Ontology annotation, molecular function: protein binding. The record is from RefSeq and is a predicted model, not a curated record.